Molecule: messenger RNA, 1539 nt
Organism: Anthostomella pinea
Lineage: Eukaryota; Fungi; Ascomycota; Sordariomycetes; Xylariales; Xylariaceae
Source: the annotation of a GenBank genome assembly
AUGGCAGAGACAUACACGCGCGACGAGGUCGCCAAGCACACCACCGCGGACUCGCUGUGGUUCAUAAUCGACAGCAAAGUCUACGAUGCUAGCGAGUUCGUCGACGCGCACCCAGGCGGCGAGUCCGUCCUGCGACAAGUCGCCGGCACCGACGCAACGGUGGCCUUCUACAACCUGCACCGGCACGAGGUGCUCGCCAAGUACGACUCCGACCUAGUCAUCGGCACCGUCGCAGGCGAGAAGCCCACCAUCAUCACACCAGCACCAGGCGACCUCUCGCCCGUGCCCUACGCCGAGCCGCUGUGGCUCACACCGACCUACAAGUCGCCGUACUACGGGGAGUCGCACCGGCGGCUGCGCAAGGCCGCGCGCGUCUUCACCGACACGUACAUCACGCCCGAGGCCCAGGCGCGCGAGGCCGACGGCAAAUACAUAUCGCAGGAGCUCGUGGAGCGUAUGUCGAAAGUCGGGCUGUUGCACAUGCGGCUCGGGCCGGGGAAGCACCUACACGGCGUAGACCUCCUAGACGGAGCCGUCAAGGGCGAGGAGUACGAUUACUUCCACGACCUCCUCAUGGCGCAGGAGGGCGUCAGGGCCAACGCGCGCGGGUUCCAGGACGGAUCGUUGGCCGGAAUGGUGAUAGGGCUCCCGUGUGUUAUGAAUUUUAUGAAGGACGAGAAGCGCAAGAAGGCCAUCAUGGACGAAGUCUUCAGCGGCAAGAAGUACAUGUGCCUGGCCAUCACCGAGGCGUUCGCCGGCUCCGACGUGGCCGGCCUGCGCACGACGGCGACCAAGACGCCCGACGGGAGGCACUACAUCGUCAACGGGACCAAGAAGUGGAUCACCAACGGCGUAUUCAGCGACUACUUCGUCACGGGCGUCAAAACAGAUAAAGGCUUGAGCGUGCUGCUGAUCGAGCGCGGCGAGGGCGUCGAGACCAAGCCCAUCAAGACGUCGUACUCGCCCGCCGCCGGUACCGCCUACAUCACCUUCGACGACGUCAAGGUGCCUGCCGAGAACCUGCUCGGCGAGGAGAACAAGGGCAUCUACGUCAUCCUGAGCAACUUCAACCACGAGCGCUGGACCAUGGCCUGCGCAACCAUCCGGCAAUGCAGAACGGUCGUAGAAGAGUGCCUCAAGUGGUCACACCAACGCCUCGUCUUCGGCAAGCGCCUCAUCGAGCAGCCCGUCAUACGGCAGAAACUAGCCAAAAUGAUCGCCCUCACCGAGUCGCACCAAGCCUGGCUCGAGACGAUAACCUACCAGAUGUGCCACAUGCCCUACAAGGAGCAGUCCAAGCACCUGGGCGGGCCCAUCGGCCUGCUCAAGAUGAGCAUCACGCGCGCCGCGCACGAGAUCGCCGACGAGUCGGUGCAGAUCUUCGGCGGUCGCGCCCUCACCCAGAGCGGCAUGGGCAAGGUCAUCGAGAUGUUCCACCGCACCUACAAGUUCGACGCCAUCCUCGGCGGCUCCGAGGAGGUGCUCGGGGACCUCGGCGUGCGGCAGGCCAUGAGGCAGAUGCCGAAUGCGAAGUUGUGA